AUGGCAGAAGUCAAUAAACACAAAUACUUCUUAAUUUUUUUGGGUCUGUUUUUUCUUUCCUAUCACAUCUUAUAAAAAAUCUUUACAGCUUGUUUGGUGCUUUUUUUAUAUGUCCACUUCAUGUCACUUCCUACCCAGAUAAGCCGAGAUUGUCUAACAUCGGCAACACAAGAGGCGUUGCCGAGAGAGAAUGAGAAGAUUUUGACUCUGGAGAUUCCUUAUCCAAGUGGUGUAGGCAAGUUUUUUUAUUUGCCUGUACGGAAAUAUAGUCUUGAUAAAAAUCCUCUAGAAAACAAACGGUAAAAAAUGGCGGCAAAUUUCCUUCUGAAGGCGUGCUCUGUAGUCAAUAUGAAUAAUUUUAAGCUACAAGCUGUUUCUAGUCGUGCUUUUUUCUUCUAACAAAUAUAGUUUUUCGUUUUGAAGAGGAAGGGAAUUUCAUUUUAUGGUUGGAAAUUUUCUGAAAAUUGGCAAAAACGCUCCUUGAUGUACCAGAUGAAGAUACCGAAAGUCUAAACCUACACAACUUAUAAUAGGCUUUCUUCUGACUUUGAGCCCUUAUCGAAAACUAGAAAAUUGUGCAGGUUGAAACUUUCAGAAUAUUUUUUUGGUAGAUCAAGAAGUGUUCAGGCGAACUUUCACGAAAUUUCCAACCUCAGAAUGUCAUUACCUUCCUUGUGAGGUUUUUUAGCCAUACUUCAAAAAGCACCUUUUUGCUCUAGGAGCCUUAAUUUCUAUCUUUGCAGGAAACAAUAUUUUUGCUUUGGCUUCUCUUAUCGGCAUAGCCAGGUUGCUUGGUCGCGUUCCUGCCAUUCCAGUAUUUCCCAAAAUGGACGACAUGAUAGACAAAAAAAUAAAGCCUAUUUUUCCAAAUAUAAAUCGUCUCUUCAAAAGGAUACCUCAAGAAAAAAUGGUAAAAUUGUCGCAAAUCCUCUUACAAAUUAUAUUUUUUUUGAGAAGGACAACGUUCGGACAGUCAAAUUUAACGCGGUCUGCUGUAUUUACAACGACUUUUGGAGGUUUUCUUCAAAAUUGAAGAAUGGUUUUUCAUUCUUUUAAUUUAGGUUGACAAACGAGUCGGCGAGUCAUUUGCACUUGAACGGUCUAUUUUUCCAAGUCCACAAGUAUUUUGAUCAUAUCAAGCCAUUAAUAAUGCAGCAAGCAGUGCCAGAGAAAGAAGUUUUAGAAAAAGCGGAAGGAAUUCUUCCACAGAACUCCAAGAAUAAUUAUAUGUAAGUGGGGGGUUGAAAGUGUUAUGCUCGAAAACCAUUUUGGAUGAUUGAAGGAGUGAAAAAAAAUUUUUCAAAGCUAGGCGCCUUCGAAAAUUCCAGCUAUUUUUUUUAAACACGACUUUUUAAUGGUGGUAGGACGUGAAAUAAUCUGUGCCGCUGAUAUUUCACAAAUCUCUCGCUUGUAAAAUUCAAUGGCCCUUGUGUUUUACGUUUCACCAUCGUUAAAACAUCUGCAUCUUUUUUUCGCGUUUUAUUGCCUUCUUUUCCCCUGUAAUUUCGUGAGAAUAGAAAGUAAUAAUGAUUUUAAAGUCUUCUCGUCGUCACUAUCGUAGUUGUAAAACCCUAAUUUUCAGCAGGCUCAAUAUGUAGGAAAUUAAUGAACAUCUUCAAUAAUCAAUGUUGAUCAUAAUUGAAAUUCGUUGAAGUUUCUUAUUGAAAUGAUAAAGUUCCUAGAGUGCUUCUUUUUUGAAUGUGGAUGAUACAGUUAGCGUUUUAUCCCUCAAUUUUUUCCUAAGAACUCAGCUUAAAAUUUUUUUCACGUAUUCUAUUUUGUGAAGUUUUUAUAUCAUUACAAAAAGAUAUUCACUAAAUACUUGGGAAAAAAAAUUCGAAGCUGAAAAAAGUAUUUCAUAACGUUCAGAGUCUGCGCUCACACACGCCGAGGUGACUUCAUAGGGGCCAACUUCGCUUAUUCUGAAACGAAACCGUCACUUGAAAUAAUUGCUAAAGCCGUGAACGAUGGUUGGUCCGUCAUAUUUUUUUUGCUUCCAAAAUCUUUCUCAGUUUCACUCAACCGGAAGUUGACGAUCGUUGCGAUGGGAGCUGAUCAAAAGUGGCUGAAAAAUCUUUUCAAUGGUAAAGUUACGUUCAAAAAUGGGAAAAAAACAGUGCAUUCAGGCAGCACAAGUGUCGGCGAUCACGAGGUUGAUCAUAAUCGAAAGAAGUUCUCCUCAUUGAUCUUGGAGUUCAGGUUAUCAUUUCGAAAAACUCGCCUUCAGUUGAACUGGCUUUCGCUUGGACUCGCUGCGAUUCCGUCGUUCUAACAGGUUCAUGAUUUUUUCAAAGGUUUCUUUUCAAUCUUGAAAAGAAUAUGGUAUCGGCUUGUCUUUACGCGGCGGGAUUUCAGAUCUCAUAAUUUAUUCAUUAGACUCCUAGACAAUUCAUUAUCAUAAAAAAAGAAAGAGAAAACAUCAAAAAAAGAUAAGUCAAAUUUGAUCUCGAGUUUUUCCAAAGUCCUCGUUGUGUACGAAAAAAAAUCACCCUUGCCAUUAUACUCAUAUAUUUCGAUUCGCGAAAAGUUGACUACAACACAAAUUUUUUGCUUGGGCUUUGAGAGAAGCGUGUAUUACCAAUUGAAGUAUUAAAGCAAAUAGUUUUUUUUUUCCGCGUGUUCAAACAAAGUUAUGAAUAACUUCUGGCCAUCAUUUUUUAUAUCUCUUCUAAAAGCCUUUAUUCCGCCACUAUGAAAUUUUCGAGGGAUUUUCAAAAAAUAAUUAUCAAACUGCACAAAGUUCUGGUUGAUCCAAAAUUGCCCGGAAACUCUUCAUUUGAAGGACCACGAAAAGCUGUCCUUAAUUCAAUUUUUGUGAUAAUUCUAUUAGGUUGGUAACUAAGUUUCCGAUAUUUUUGGUGUAAACAAACUUCAUCAUGUUUAGCAGGGGAAUAAAGGAGCAAAUCAUAGAAAUAUUCUGCAUGUGCAUCUAUGGUCUGUUGCCAUUGCUCUGGCAGAGCAAGAAUGCCCUGCCUCCAGAACGUGGCGGACUGGGCCUUGAACCAGUUGGUCAACCAGCUUCUGACUUGCAUCUCGUCGUCGAAUUUCUGCCCCGCGAGGGCUCGUUUAAGGUGGGAGAAGAGGUGAUAAUCAGAAGGGGCAAGGUCAGGGGAGUAUGGUUGAAGAGGUAAAACAUGCCAUUGUUGUACGACCCUUUUGGUAAAAGUUCCCAGAACUCCACGCCUCGAACCGACCACCAGAUAGACAGCAUGGCCUUUUUCGCGUGUAGAUCCGCUUUAGCGACGUCUUCUGCCUUUACAUCAUUGUCUACUCACUGAGGACGGCUCUGAGCAUUAUCACGGAGGACCCACUUUUCAUCUUCAGUGAUGAGGUUGUGCAGCCAUCCGUGCGUUCCGUGGAGAGGGAGAAGAGAAAGAGUCAUGUAGACUCUGCGAUCCUUGUCGUAGUCGGUCAAUGGGUGGGGUAUCCAUCGGCCCAUCUUUUGGUCUUUUCCGAUUUUUUUUUUCAUUUCUUUUUAGAUAGUGGUAUGGCUCCCCCAGUGUGGCUCCCCAUUCCCUGGUGGUUACAUAAGGAUCGGUUUCAAUUUGGAUGCGAAGCAGGUCCAGAGCCAACUCGGACGGCCGACCCGACCCCUCACCUUCAGUCAUGGAAAAAGCCCUCUCGAGAACUUGUUGAACCAAAGGCUGAUGGUGCUUUGAGAGGGCGCAUGCUCUUCGUAUACGUUCUUGAUAGGACGUUCGGUGUCAGGUUGAUUGCUGCCAGAAAAGAACAAAAAACAGAAAUGUGUGUCGAAUGUGAGUUCGGUCGUGGAUGAAUCUAUGGGGCAUCCUCGAAGGGGAACAAAGGGGAGACUGAAUCUAUCGGUGGUUUACGUAAAGGAGACUUCCCUCCUGCUAACAUGCCUAGUGGCGAAACAAGAAGUGCAUUUAGUAAAACGUGGGAGCUAACCAAAAACACACCUCAAAAAUAUCGGAAACUUAGUUACCAACCUAAUAGUUAUAAUCGCUCUAAACAAUUUUUUUUUGAAACGCGCCUUAUCGUGAGUUUCAGCUCCUCACUCGACCUUUGGAUUCUGGAUGGGAUACUUAUCGAAAGGACAACGAGUCUACUAUUACGAUAUAACACAAACCACCGAUUCUGUUUAUGUUUGUUCUUCCAAUGUUCCAAAAUCUUGAAUUUUUUUCUUCUAGACCGAGAAAAGACUCAACGCGGCAGAUUAUUUUCCUGAAAGCUGGAAAUCGGUCCGAUACACGGAUGGCUUGAUUCAUCCCGUCGACAAAAUCACGAAGAAACCGAAAAAAGCGAAAUCUUGA
This is a messenger RNA of Caenorhabditis auriculariae, 4274 nucleotides long. Lineage: Eukaryota; Metazoa; Nematoda; Chromadorea; Rhabditida; Rhabditidae. The record is from the annotation of a GenBank genome assembly.